Paramormyrops kingsleyae is the source of this 5670-nucleotide messenger RNA. It is a transcript of the gene plch1, whose product is annotated as phospholipase C, eta 1. Gene Ontology annotation, cellular component: cytoplasm. Lineage: Eukaryota; Metazoa; Chordata; Actinopteri; Osteoglossiformes; Mormyridae. Gene Ontology annotation, biological process: phosphatidylinositol metabolic process; phosphatidylinositol-mediated signaling; release of sequestered calcium ion into cytosol. The record is from RefSeq and is a predicted model, not a curated record. Gene Ontology annotation, molecular function: phosphatidylinositol-4,5-bisphosphate phospholipase C activity; calcium ion binding.
GCAGAAAUCCGCUCCUCGGAUUCCGCGUCGCCGGUCGGUCAGUUUGAAUGAGUGGCGGCGGACGCGCUCCGACUGCGCUGCUGACUUUACUGCAGCCCGACCGACAACAGUUUCGUGAAGAAAACGAAGACUACCUGAAAAACUGAUACCAGUCUGUCUCCUCCCAUUAUGAGCUCACGACGGAUCAACAGACAGGGCAGCAUGCAAUACUGUCGACAUUUCUUAGCGGACAACAGUGCCUUCCACGUCGAGCGAUGCAUGAGCGUGAUGCAGUCUGGGACCCAAAUGGUCAAGCUGAAGAGCGGGUCCAAAGGUCUAGUGCGGCUCUUCUACCUGGACGAGCACCGAUCCUGCAUACGCUGGCGUCCCUCGCGGAAGAGCGAGAAAGCCAAAAUCACCAUCGAUUCGCUCUACAAAGUGACAGAGGGCCGCCAGUCUGACAUCUUCCAUCGGUACGCCGAGGGGAACUUUGACCCCGGUUGCUGCUUCACCAUUUACCAUGGCAACCACAUGGAGUCCCUGGACGUGGUGACUUCCAACCCUGAAGAGGCACGCACCUGGGUCACGGGGCUCCGGUACCUCAUGGCUGGCAUCAGCGACGAGGACUCGCUGGCUAGGCGGCAGCGCACCCACGACCAGUGGAUGAAGCAGACCUUCGAGGAGGCAGACAGGAAUGGAGAUGGUCUGCUGAAUAUUGAGGAGAUCUACCAAUUGCUACACAAGAUCAAUGUCAAUCUGCCCAGGAGAAAAGUCAAGCAGAUGUUUCAGGAGGCAGACACGGAUGACCAACAGGGCACCCUCACCUAUGAGGAGUUCAACGUCUUCUACAAGAUGAUGUCUCUGCGUCGGGAUCUGUACCUCUUGAUGAUGGCGUACAGUGACAAGAAGGAGUACCUAACAGCCGAGGAGCUGGGGAACUUCCUGCAGGUGGAGCAGAAGAUGACCAACAUCACCUUGGAGUAUUGCCUGGACAUCAUUGAUAAGUUUGAAGUUUCUGAUGACAACAAACAGAAAUUCUUCCUGGGUAUUGAAGGCUUUACCAACUUCAUGCGCAGUCCAACCUGCGACAUCUUCAACCCCCUGCACCACCAGGUGAACCAGGACAUGGACCAGCCGCUGUGUAAUUACUACGUGGCGUCGUCUCACAACACCUACCUGACUGGCGACCAGCUGUUGUCCCAUUCCAAGGCUGACAUGUACGCCUGGGUCCUUCAGAAUGGCUGCCGCUGCGUGGAAGUGGAUUGCUGGGACGGUCCAGACGGGGAUCCCAUGGUUCAGCAUGGCUACACCCUGACCUCCAAGAUCACGUUCAAGUCCGUCAUCGAGACCAUCAACAAGUAUGCCUUCAUCAACAACGAGUACCCCGUGAUUCUGUCCUUAGAGAAUCACUGUAGCAUCCAGCAACAGAAGAAGAUGGCCAGGUACCUGCAGGAGAUCCUGGGGGACAAGCUGGACCUUGGGCCAGUGAAUAUCAAGGAGAUGAAGCAGCUGCCUAGCCCCAACCUCCUGAAGGGAAAAAUCCUCAUUAAGGGCAAACGAUUGCCCCCGAACCUGUCCGCGGACGCAGAGGAGGGGGAGGUGUCCGACGACGAUAGCGCCGAUGAGAUCGAGGACGGCUUCAAGCUGAAGAGCAGUAGCAAUGGCCACAACCGGCACCAGGUGGAGUCCUUCAUCAGGAAGAAGCUGGACUCUCUGAUGAAGGAGUCCCAGAUCGGUGACAAGGAGGACACAGACAGCUUCUCCAUCCGAGCCCUCCUGCAGGCCACCCACAAAGGUCUCGACAGCAACUUCAAGCAGAAGGCCAAUCAGAAAGAAGGCGGGAAGAGGAGCCAGAGUCGAUCCUUCAUUAGCAACCUGAAGCAGAAGCGACACUCCAAAUCCCGGCUUAAGUGUCAGAGUGUGGACACAGAUGAAGAUGGACAGCAGGACGGCCCCAAUAAAGACACGGGGCAGUUCCACAGGAGGAGAAGGAAGACCAUGAAACUGACCAGAGAUCUCUCUACCUUGGUGGUGUUCACCAACUCCAUCAUUGCUCAGGAGAGCCUGGAAGAAAGCACCCCCAGUGACGUGCUGUCCUUCAGUGAGACGCAAGCCCAGCAUCUCGUCCACCAGCAGGCUGAGCGCUUUGUCCGCUUCAACCAGCAACAGCUGUCGCGUAUCUACCCCUCCGCAUACCGCAUUGACUCGAGCAACUUUAACCCGCAGACCUACUGGAACAUGGGCUGUCACCUGGUGGCUCUCAACUACCAGACAGAGGGCCGUAUGAUGCAGCUGAACCGGGCGAAGUUCCAGGUGAAUGGGGACAGCGGCUACGUCCUCAAGCCUCCCCCCAUGUGUAAAGGGUCUUUUAACCCCUUCAGCAGUGACCCUCUCCCAGCUUAUCCCAAAAAGCAGCUCGUUCUCAAGAUCAUCAGUGGGCAGCAGUUACCCAAACCACCAGACUCCAUGCUCGGGGACCGGGGAGAGAUCAUUGAUCCGUUUGUUGAGGUGGAAAUCAUAGGGCUGCCUAUCGACUGCUGCAAGGAGCAGACCAGGGUGGUGGACGACAACGGUUUUAACCCCGUCUGGGAGGAGACACUGUCCUUCACGCUGCACAUGGCUGAACUGACCCUGGUCCGCUUCCUCGUGUGGGACCACGAUCCGAUCGGGAGAGACUUUGUGGGCCAGAGGACGGUGGCCUUCAGCAGCCUGAUGCCAGGUUACCGGCACGUCUAUCUGGAGGGUCUAACCGAAGCCUCGAUCUUCAUCCAUGUCGCCAUCCAUGACAUCUUCGGGAAGUGGAGUCCCUUAAUCCUCAAUCCCAGCUAUACCAUCCUGCAUUUUCUGGGAGCUAACAAGGGCCGACAGUUGCGGGGAAUCAAGGGUCUGUUUAGCCGGUCCUCCAGGAGCUGUGUGGACACUCCCCUGGUGGGCCCCCCCCUGUGCAAGCGCUCUAUCAGCCAGCAGCUGCUGCGGCGCACAGCGAGUGCCCCCGCCAAAGGCCGUAGGAAGACCAAGCGGCCACCAGCACCGCCGACCGAGGGCGAGGAUGGGGAGGGUGGGGCCCCACCCCCCUCGUGUCCGCUUCUACCCCGCCCCGCCUCUAUGCCCCUGGAUAAGCUGCUCCAGGACACCCUGACCCUGUCCUCCCCCAGGCAGGACGCCCACGAGGCAGGAUCCAACCCUCCGGCAGAAACGACCUCUGUCCUGAGGCCUCGCUCCUCCUCCUUGAACCUCCUUCUGGAGACCCCAUCUUCUUAUAUGGCCCGACCCAAAAGCCCUCCGCAUGUAGGAGGGGAAGUCAACCCAGCUGUCAGAGGUCCCCACAUGGACAGACUCUACGACCUCUCUCUGGGUGGCGAGCAGGACCGCCUGACUGAUACCGCAGAACCUACUCAGCACAGAAUUGGCCAGAACCAACCCAACACUGGGCAGACAGUGGAGGAGGAUCAUUUACGGGGAGAGACCGUGUGUGGUCAGGAAGGCGUGACAACCGAAACGCUGGAGUCCAGUGCUGGGCCUGUGAACCGGGUCAAUCUGCUGAGUGACUCGUCCUUGCAGGACAGCACAUUAUCACGCCUUAUAGAUGCUGUGUCCCUGGGCAACGACACCUGUGGGUCCAUAUCGGCGCUUAUCGGGCAGUUUGAUGUCACUGCAGAGCUGAGCAGUGUGGCCCUGCGGUCUAGCGACCAUGAUGCCUCCCAGACGCCGUGCCGAACCUCGGCCUGCGACUCCUGCCAAUCCAGUGGCCCGUCGAAUGCAGUGCUCUUCUCCAGCCCGGAGACCACCGACCUCACCAUCUACACGAUACUCAACGAGGAGGUGCUGUCGCCCAUCUCUGAGUUUAGCCCUGGGGAGAACACGGUCCGGAGCCUCCAGAUGGGGUCUGAGGAGAGCACUCCUGUGGCCAGCCCAGCCCCCUCACCCGUAAAGCCUCUUCUUACCCACAAGCCCCUCUUCUCGAGGAAGCAGGCCCCCUACAGCAGAGCCCCGGAGGUCCCAUGCGGGCAAAACCCCUGUUUUCGUCCCAUUGCUGUGCGGGAGGAGGUGACUUGGGGAAGUCAUGGUGGAUCGUUCCACAGCGCUGCCUCGGACCGCUUCCUGCUCUGCCAGGACUCAGCUGGCAGCAGCUUGAUGGAGAUCGAGAUCAACGUUGACGAGGAUCCGCUGGACGUCACGCUGACCCCCUCCAGCCUCACCCAUCAGUUAGCUGGGCCUCGCCCCCCCUCAACUUGCGGACCUUUGAACCACAGCCCCCUUCAUCAUAUCCCAGGCAACUUUCCCCUCUCCAGUACCAGGACUGACCCCCACCGUAGCCCCAGUAGCUGGAUCCAUGGGCCAACGCCUUGGCGGCCCAGUCAUCAGUCCAGGUGUGGGCAUCAGAUGGGUGACAAGCAUCUACCUGCCCAGGGGACCAUUGGGCACCACAGCGGGCACGCCUCCUCUGGCUCCCGGCCAUUUCCUCUAAGAAUCAAUUCUACCAUGGACCAGGCGGCUAGCAGGUCAUCCAGUGACUGGCCACCAGGCUCCAGGAUGGAAAAUGGCCACUUCCUGCAACAGGGCCACCCAGCUAUCGGUACCGUCGUCACGUCCCUGUCCCCGAGCCCUGGCCCCUGCAAGUCCAAGAGCCUGGGCGACCUCACGUCUGAGGACAUCUCCUGCAACUUCGAGAGCAAGUACAAGUUCAUCAACCGCAGCUUCAUGGCGGCCAGAGCUCAGAGCGGCAGGCAGGCGUCUGGCCCGGCCAGAUGUCCAGCGCCAGCUGACCCUCUUACAGAGCAGCUGCGCCGACUGGUGUCGCUGGACCAGGACGAGCACUCCCAAAACCCAGAUUUGCUCACCGCCUCCCCCUUGCACCCCCUCUCCCGCAAGCUGUCGUCUCGCAGCCAAAGCCGGGUCCGGCACAUUGCCAGUCGCGCCCGCGAACGCCAGCAAGAAGCACUGAAGCCUCGGCCCACCAGCGCCUCCUACAGCACGACUGGGGUAGUGCUCCGCAGCAAGCCUGCCAACCACAACCCCCCCGCUUGCCGCCACUCCACCGGCUCAUACAUCGCUGGGUACCUGGAGCACUCUGAGGGCCGGGGGCUUCCGGAAGGUUCCUGCACCAAGUCCUUCUACGCCAAUGGAGACCAGCGCUGCCAUGGUGACGCCAGCAUCCCUGUGGACUGGUGUCAGCCAUCAGAACCUGAGGUCUACUUCCUGCUUAGACUGUAGAUGUACUUCCUGUUCUACCCUGAAGCACGAACGAGGAGUCCCCUGUGUUCUGUUGACUGAGGUCUGAAGUCUUCCCGUGUCUCUGUGCUGCACUGUAUGUACAAAUGAAUCUUGUAAUAAUUAAAUUAUGGAUAAUAGAUUAUAAAAUAUGUGUGUAGGAACCUGCAUGAGAUGGUGGGUGGAACCAGCAUGACUGCGCUCCAUCCCAUGGCUGUGUUGCUGGGCACAAGGCCUCCUGCUGGCUUAACACCCUGUGGAGUGAGAGCGUGGCGUGUCUUCCCCCUCCUGAAUUUAACGUGGUUCACGUGUGUUUUGUUUCAAUCUGUAUUUUUAUAAUUGCUUUGAUAUCACAGAUGAUGCAGCUUUUUUUGGGGGGGGGUGUGUGCAUGAAUUUGGAGCGAGGAAGGUUUUCUUUUCUGUGAGUAAAACUCUGUACAGGCCUCAGAAAUGGCUCUUCUGAACUCCCGACUGAUGCAA